AUGGGGUGCUGCGGUGGAGAAAGAGAGAAGUUUGGCAACUUGAGCGCCGAACAGAAAUGGGACUACAUUAAUCUUGACGAUUUCAGGUCCUCGUCGUGCUGGACACCUUUCGCCUAUGGCUACCUCAUGGUUAUGGGUAUCGUCUCGAUAUCCGUCUAUGCUGUCGACACCUUUACUGCAAUCAACCUCCUCGCCUUCGACAAGUGGGCCGGCCAGAUCAAGCCCGAGAUACCCUUGAACAUCUCACGAUGGAUCUUUGCCGGCUGUAUUAUCCUGUCGUUCAUUCUGCUCGUCUAUCGAUGGGUGAGAGCCGUUCGGGUCAUGCGUCAAGGAGGGGUUGCCAAAAGCUAUCUUGACCCUUUGGCUGUCCGCGUACAAUCCAUCCGAUGGGGAAAGGGAAGAGGAUGGAGACGGUUUCUGGUUUUUGCCGAGUUGACAAAGAGUCGGAAGGGCGCUGACUACGUUGCCCUUUUCACUUAUUUCUCUUUUGAAGCUUGGCUUAGGAUCGUCUUCGCCGAAGGACCACGACAGGUGGUAAACGCCAUCACCUUGUACUCAGUCUUGAGACUGAAACUAGUCCCAGAGGGUGAACACGCGCCUUCGGACGGCCACUCACCCGUGGUACAAUUUUUUGUCAACGUGGGAAUAUUGGCCGAUUCCAACCACCUGCAGGCGGUUAUCCUCUUCGGCAUGUUAUGGACCCUUGUGAUAUGGGUUAUCUCGGUUAUCAGUCUGAUCGUCUCGGUUAUCCUGUACCUCGUCUUCCUCUGGCAUCACAUUCCGACGGAGGAUGGCGGUCUCACAGGGUACUGCCGUAACAAAAUCAACAAGAGGAUGGAGAGAGUCGUGAGGAUCAAGGUUGACAAAGCACUUAAGAAAGAAAAUGCCAUUCGCGCUCGGAAAGAGGCCCUGGCUGGCCGUGGGGGGAUAAUGUCAGACAUUAAGAAGCAACCCACGCUCCCCGACCUUGGCGAUGUUGGCUCCCUGCCAACUUUGUCGAGGACGACGACGAUGACGACCCUUCCGGAGUACACAUCCCGUCCAACCACCAGCAGAAACAGUGGUGAUCCCGUUCCUACUCUGCCGACUUUGCCUAAUAUUGCACCGCGUCCGCCUAUGCCUUCACGGACGGUGACGCAUGAAUCUGCAGCAUCGUGGUCAAGCUACAAAUCAGAUGCUCCUUUAAUGGGCAAUGCAGAAGAGAUGGGCUUUGCACAAGAUCGGAUCCAAACGCCCGGGUCCGAGUUGAACGGUGGUUGGUAUGGAAGACCUGCAAAUCGGAGCGUCACGAACCUGUCGCAACCAUCUCUUCGGUCUUUCAGUCCCGCGCUUCCUCGGCCAGGGACAGCGCAAGGAGAUAGGAACGGCCCUGGAUCAUAUCAAAUGGACCCCCUUCCGCGUCCAGGUACGAGUAAUUCCAAUGGUGGACGCUUCAGACAGGCCUCCGACGAAAACAGUGCUCUUCCGUACCCGAUGGAUCGAAGUUUGACACCAUCCGAUGAGCAGCCAUCACGGACGGGACCAAUUUUUGAUAGUCCAAUCGACGGAGCUGGUCGUCGUACCCCAGCUGUCGCGGUCGGCCCGACAUUUCCACGUAUUCCUGAAGAGCAGAGCCGGAUGUCACCACUACCCGGACCGCAAUUUCGCUCACAAACUCCUAGCCAACGACCUCCGGAAAGAUCAUUCACACCCGCAGGUUUGCCUCCAGCGAGGUCAAUAACCCCGAGUGGCGCUCCCACUUUACCACGAUUACAGACCUCACAGUCUUCUGGCUACAUCCCAUACUCUGCAGGACGAUCGAUGACACCGGCCUCGUCAUCGAUUCCCCCAAGUGCUACUAUUCGUAGCGUGACUGACCCAGUUAGAACGUAUACACCUUUUGGACAGCAACCACAGGGUCUUCCCAGUGGCUCACGAGGAGGCUCAGCACCCUACAGAGAGGGGAGGCAGGAUACCGACGACAUCUUGGACCAUUAUUGA
Cladophialophora yegresii CBS 114405 is the source of this 1980-nucleotide messenger RNA. RefSeq lists its product as uncharacterized. Gene Ontology annotation, biological process: potassium ion transmembrane transport. The coding region runs from base 1 to 1980 and encodes 659 amino acids. The record is from RefSeq and is a predicted model, not a curated record. The transcript is spliced from 2 exons. Gene Ontology annotation, molecular function: potassium ion transmembrane transporter activity. NCBI's taxonomy places the organism in Eukaryota, Fungi, Ascomycota, Eurotiomycetes, Chaetothyriales, Herpotrichiellaceae. Gene Ontology annotation, cellular component: plasma membrane.